AAAUUCAGCUUUUGGCAAGUAAUUUCAAAAGUAACUAAUUACUGUUGAGAAAUUAUUCUAGUUGUUUAUUGCUGUCAAAACGGUUAUUAUAAGCCGAACUGCCAAAAUUGUUGAGUUAAUGAUUGGGCAAAUUACGGCUAGCCCCCUGAAUUAAUAUCAAAUUAUUAAAUAAAUCCCUCUUGUUUCGGUAAUUACAACCAUCGCUCUUAACUAUUUAUUGUAUUACACGUCCACCCUUACGAAGUCAAAAUUACAUAUUAAAUGAGGGUUUAUUUAGUAAGAUAAUACAUAAUUGAGGGUUGAAUGUAAUUUACUCAAACAAAAGGGGAUAUUCAUAAUUUGACAUUAUCUCAGGGGUCUGAUUGUAAUUUGCCCAUAAUAAUUAUAUAUAUAAAGAGAAAGAAACUGCCGAAUUUUUUCAAGUGUUUUAUUUUUCCCUCUUCAUUUCAAAGUAACAGAGCUUCUGGACAGAGCAUAUGAUCAAAUGGCAACAAAGGGGAAAUGGAUUCCUCUUCCGAGUCUACUUCAACCGCCACUGUUCCGCCGUCGCCGGCGAGGUUGGAGGCGGAGCGCGAUAAACGAGUGAAGGGGGUAAAGCACUCGAUAAAAUUUGUACAAUAUUUCGGCCGGACCACGCCGAUCGUUCUCCAAAACGAUAAUGGCCCCUGCCCUCUCAUCGCUAUCUGUAAUGCUCUUUCACUCAAGAACAGUUUGGGUUCGGGUUUAAAUAAUCCAGAGGUUUCACAAGAGCAAUUGCUUUCACUUGUUUAUGAUCGCAUGAUGCAUUCAAAACCUGGCACUUAUAAGGAUAUUGAAGAAAUGUUUGAUCUACUUCGUCGACUUACGACCGGCAUUAAUGUGAAUAUAAAAUUUAGAAGAAUUGAUGAUUUUGAGCUCACUCCAGAAUGUGCAAUAUUUGGCUUAUUGGAUAUUCCACUCUAUCAUGGAUGGAUCGUUGACCCGCAGGACAAGGAAACAUAUGCUGCUAUCGGUUCCGAAUCAUAUGACAUUCUAGCGCCCGAAUCAUUGGAAACAAAGAGUGAGCAGAAGAAAAAGCUAGAAGAUGACAACGUUGAUUUUGCCGCUGCAACAAUUACUUCAGCUCCUGUAUUAGCUUCUCCAAGUCCUUCAAGAGAUCAUUCCUUUGAUGAUUCUCGUCAUAGAGACAGAAAAGGGGACAUUGAGGAAGAAGCAGAGGUCUCAAAAACCUUGGAAUUAUCGGAGGUGGAUAGGUUUACUUCUGUUGUUAGUUCGGGAACACAUUUGGGAACAAGUGAAGAAGAUUUUAUUGAAGAAUCUGAAGAGACUGGUUCUCCAAUAUCCUCUGAUCGUGAUGACAUUUAUGAAGACGAAGAAGAGAGCAUAGUGGACUCGAUAACUGUAGUUUCUGAAAAUCGAGAGCCAGUUAAUGAAGGUGAGUCGGUUAUUUCAUUACAAACAAAGAGUGAGCAGAAGAAAAAACUAGAAGAUGACAACGUUGAUUUUGCCGCUGCAACAAUUACUUCAGCUCUUGGAUUACCUUCUCCAAGUCCUUCAAUAGGUCAUUCCUUUGAGGAAGAAGCAGAGCACUUAAAAACCUUGAAAUUAUCAGAGGCGGAUGAAAGGGCAAAUGUCACUAAUUCUGAAAAAGGUUUUACUAAAGAAUCCGAAGAGACUGGUACAUCGAGUUAUGAAAAUCAAGAGCCAGUUUAUGAAGGCGAUAGAAGGGAACUUAUCAAGAACUUUAUCAAUGGUAGUCAGUUGACUGUAUAUGGCCUAUCUUGCUUACAAGAUGAAGUGACGGAACGCGAGAUUUGUGUGUUCUUCAGAAAUAAUCAUUUCAACACUAUGUUUAAGUAUGAAGGUGAAUUAUACAUUUUAGCAACAGAUCAAGGUUUCAUUGACCUGCCAGAUUUGGUGUGGGAAAAGCUAAAUGAGGUGAAUGGCGACACUGUAUACAUGACGUGCGACUUUAAGGUAUUCAAGAUGGACGACUUUAUCGACAGCAGUUGGGAUAAAGAGAAUGCCAUGGAGUUUCCAUCCACCAUUGGUAGUUCCGAAGAAAGUUCAAGUUUCGACUCCGAUUCGCAGUUGGCAAUAGCUCUUCAACAGAAGGAAUAUGAAGAGUGCAAUUUGCAGCCGCCAACUGUUACUGGAGGCAGUUCGAGCCUGGUCACUGAUCCACCGGUUUCGGGGACUAGUAGUGAGGAGUGCACAAACUCGUCUAAACCGAAAGAGAAGAGGAGUAUGUUGUGAUUGUUAAAUGCAGGUUUCUGUACCAAGGAAGUUUUCUAAUUGCUAUAUACAUUCGUGUAUAAUACCGAUAAAUACAUGUGUGUGUAUAAUACCGAUAAUCGAGUAACAGUAGUACAUUUUCUGCUGUAAAUACAAACAUAUUUUUUUCUUCUU
Molecule: messenger RNA, 2388 nt
Organism: Erythranthe guttata (spotted monkey flower)
Lineage: Eukaryota; Viridiplantae; Streptophyta; Magnoliopsida; Lamiales; Phrymaceae
Biological process (GO): protein K48-linked deubiquitination
Cellular component (GO): cytosol; cell periphery
Molecular function (GO): cysteine-type carboxypeptidase activity; K48-linked deubiquitinase activity; cysteine-type deubiquitinase activity
Source: RefSeq, a predicted model, not a curated record